Messenger RNA from Macadamia integrifolia, 877 nucleotides. RefSeq lists its product as uncharacterized. NCBI's taxonomy places the organism in Eukaryota, Viridiplantae, Streptophyta, Magnoliopsida, Proteales, Proteaceae. The transcript has 2 exons. The coding region runs from base 79 to 444 and encodes 121 amino acids. Gene Ontology annotation, cellular component: mitochondrion. The record is from RefSeq and is a predicted model, not a curated record.
AAACUGCCUUGACAGCAUCUUCACAGGACAAUUUGGGGUUUGGGGUUUAAGGGCAGUGAGUGAGUGAAAGAAAACAAGAUGGAGAGAGCAAGCAGAUUGGUGAGUGGAGCUAUGAGAGCAACGAACAACAACACAGUGAUCAACUUGUUCUUGUUCGGAUCGUUUGUGGCGUUGGGAAUCAGGUCGGUGAAUCAACAGAAAGACAUUGAAUCCUUAGAAGCAGAGAAGGAUUCACUUGUUAAGGCUAAUAAAUCUCUGAAGAAGACUAUGUGGGAUUGGAAGCAACAACUUUAUGCGGAAGCCUCUAAUGAAUCCUUUCCUGUUCCUCUCUUUAAACUCAAAGCCAUUUAUGGCGAAGCGCCCGUCCAAGCCCAACAAAAUGGUGUAGAUGGGGAGACCGCAAAGGAAGAGUCAAAAUCUUCUGUACCAAAAUUUGUAAUAUGAGAAAUUUUGAACAAGUUCUUGAAGAUACUAAGGUUGUUAGAGAGACUUCACAAAAGACUAUUAUCUGUCAUCGAUGUCAAUACUGUCUAGUGGAACUGCUGCUCCUCAUACACACCCUUCUUUUUCAGGGACAAUGUCUUCUCAAGGACAGUAUUUUGAGUUUAUGAGCUGAUUUCUUGAGUUCCUAGUUUGACAAAACUUACAUGUGUUGUCAGCAACAGAAUGCUUUUUAAGAUCACCAUCUUCAAGCUCAUGAUCAAGAAAUGUUCUGUGCUGCUGGUUGAUCUGCUUUUUUCGCCUUCCUCUCUCAUAUAUUAGGAGGUUCUAUUUGUCAGUAUAUGACAAAAAUUAUGGUCAAUACGGGAUACUUGAUCCAACAUAAAAUGUUUCUCUUCCUAAGAACAAAUCUGAUCAUUUUACCAUUUUUUGCUCA